AUGGAUAGCUCCCAGGCGCCGCUGAUUGCGAGCAACCGCCACGAUGACGAUGCGCCGUACGAUGCCGUUGACGACGAGCCUGCAUCGAGGGCUAUCUCGGGGAAGGCCAUCAACGAGCAUCCUAGCCUGUUUGUCUUGAUUUUGACGUUUGCCGCUGGAAUCAGCGGGCUAUUAUUUGGCUAUGAUACCGGUGUCAUAUCCGCCACUCUCGUCUCGAUCGGAAAGGCGCUGUCGGACCGAGAUCUUACUUCGAUAGACAAAUCAAUCAUCACGUCGUCAACCUCUUUGUUUGCGCUUCUCAUAUCACCAUUCUCGUCCCUCAUCGCCGAUCGGCUGGGCCGCAAACGAGUCAUUCUGUACGCCGACGUUCUGUUCAUCAUCGGCGCGGUUUUACAGGCCGUCAGCUCUACUGUGCCGGUCAUGGUAGCCGGCCGCUGCAUAAUUGGCGCCGCGGUGGGGGCUGCAAGCUUUGUGGUGCCUCUGUACAUUGCUGAGAUUGCGCCCUCGUCAUACAGAGGUCGCCUUGUAACCAUUAAUGUGCUCUUCAUCACGCUUGGGCAGAUGGCGGCGUACAUCAUUGGCUGGGCGCUGUCUACAUAUGCGUCGAAAGAGACUGGAUGGCGGUGGAUGGUGGGAUUGGGAGCGUUGCCGGCGGCCGUGCAGGGUGCUCUUGUUGCCUUCAUGCCAGAAACACCGCGCUGGCUGGUAAAGGCUGGGAGAUCUGAUGAUGCGAAACGUGUUAUUCAAAAGGGACUCGGUGCGUGGCACGAAUUGUUGGGCGAGGGCAAACAUCGCCGCGCUUUAGCUAUUGCGUGUCUCCUACAAGGACUGCAGCAGCUGUGUGGUUUUAACUCGCUAAUGUACUUCUCGGCAACCAUAUUCUCCAUCAUGGGGUUCGAGAGUCCUACGUUGACCUCUCUUAUCGUUGCCAUCACUAAUUUUGUCUUCACCCUUGUUGCUUUGGGCCUCAUUGACCGCAUCGGCCGCCGACGUAUUUUGCUGUACUCAAUACCUUUUAUGGCCUUGGGACUGCUGUUAGCCGCAGCAGGUUUCUCAUACUUAUCUCUAAAGCCGUCGCCAACCGCUCAUGACGACGAUGUUACAACACCGGCAGGCGAGGGCGAAACCAAGCCAGCCGUCGUUGUCCUCGUCAGCAUUAUGAUUUACGUGGCAUCCUAUGCUCUCGGCCUAGGCAACGUGCCAUGGAUGCAGAGCGAGCUGUUUCCUUUGUCCGUACGCUCGGUGGGCAGCGGGGUUGCGACGGCAACCAACUGGGCAGCAAACUUUGCGGUUGGCUUGACUUUUUUGCCGUUGAUGGAUGCGCUGAGCCCGUCGUGGACGUUUGUUCUUUACGCGGCGGUCUGUGCUGUUGGGUAUGCCCUUGUUUGGAGGAUAUACCCCGAGACGGCCGGCUUGAGUCUAGAGGAGGCCACGGCGUUGCUAGACAACGGAUGGGGCGUGCGAUGA
This is a messenger RNA of Trichoderma virens Gv29-8, 1467 nucleotides long. RefSeq lists its product as uncharacterized. The record is from RefSeq and is a predicted model, not a curated record. The coding region runs from base 1 to 1467 and encodes 488 amino acids. The transcript has 4 exons. Gene Ontology annotation, biological process: transmembrane transport. Gene Ontology annotation, cellular component: membrane. Gene Ontology annotation, molecular function: myo-inositol:proton symporter activity. Lineage: Eukaryota; Fungi; Ascomycota; Sordariomycetes; Hypocreales; Hypocreaceae.